GUGCCGCUUCCUGGGACCUCCCGUCCGUCUGGGUCUAAUGGGACUGUCGGCGUUAAUGGGGUUUCCAUGGCGACGCGGCGUCACGACACGCACAGAGGGACGCGGCUCAGUAUAAAAGACGCGCGCAGUGAAGCUCUGCAGCCGAGAGCAGCGGAACCUCCAGCGAGACCCGAACCGAGUCCUGCGCGUCCUGCCCGGACCUCCUGCACCUCCACAGUGAUCCUGUUCAAAGCUUGAUGAUGAAACAAAGAACGUUUCCAUAUGAGAUCAACCUCAGUGACGGUCCCGCCCCCCAGGUGGUCCGCCGGGUCUCCACCAACAGCCGAGAGCGCUGUCGCCAGCAGAACGUUAACGGGGCGUUCGGCGAGCUGCGGCGUCUCAUCCCCACGCACCCCCCCGACAGGAAGCUCAGCAAGAACGAGAUCCUGCGCCUCGCCCUCAGGUACAUCUCCUUCCUGGACCAGGUGCUGACGGACCAGGAGGUCAAGGGGGGGCGGCGGGGCCGGGCCGGGAGCGUGGGGGAAGAGGAGGAGGACGGGCCUCAGGGGACGAUGUCCCCGUCCUCCAGCUCAGCCGACGGAGACUCAGAAGGUCUGACGGAGGAUCCGGACUGUGGAGGUCUCCUGCAGUACUUCCACCUGGUGGGACAGAUGUGAUCCAGCAGAGACCAGCAGAGACCAGUCCGCACUGGUUUAAAACGUGGUCCUUUAAAAACACAUGUUGAUGUUUUGGACUCAGAGGUCAUGUGAUAUUCACAUCGUAUUAUGAACUACCGGAGACACGUUGACUUGUGUCCUCUGUUCUGCCGGAGAAGCAGAAGUUCUGCUGCCUCAGCGGAAGAAUCCGUAACCAGAUCCAGUUGCUUUCAUGUUGAAGGAACUUUUGGUGAUUUAACAGUUGUGUUUUGUUUGUGAUGCUAAAUGUGUUUAUGAAAGAACAGAUCAAUAAACAUUGAUUCAAUA
Gasterosteus aculeatus aculeatus (three-spined stickleback) is the source of this 962-nucleotide messenger RNA. RefSeq names its product T-cell acute lymphocytic leukemia protein 1 homolog. Gene Ontology annotation, molecular function: protein dimerization activity; RNA polymerase II cis-regulatory region sequence-specific DNA binding; DNA-binding transcription factor activity, RNA polymerase II-specific. Gene Ontology annotation, biological process: regulation of transcription by RNA polymerase II. The record is from RefSeq and is a predicted model, not a curated record. NCBI's taxonomy places the organism in Eukaryota, Metazoa, Chordata, Actinopteri, Perciformes, Gasterosteidae.